This is a messenger RNA of Exophiala bonariae, 2571 nucleotides long. RefSeq lists its product as uncharacterized. The coding region runs from base 1 to 2571 and encodes 856 amino acids. The transcript has 4 exons. The record is from RefSeq and is a predicted model, not a curated record. NCBI's taxonomy places the organism in Eukaryota, Fungi, Ascomycota, Eurotiomycetes, Chaetothyriales, Herpotrichiellaceae.
AUGGAGACACUCAACCAUCAUGAUCACUUCCAUCACCAUAACGACACAGCUCCAGAGAAGCUGGCAGUCAUCCGCUUGAACAGCAACGGUCUCGAUGAUGACCUUAUCUCAAACGCAGGAACCGUCGAUAUUACCCGUGGCUCUGGGAUUGCUCGGUCUGCAUCUCUCCGUUCCUACCGGCGUCAGAGUUCUCUCCUGCGAAGUUCGUCACGGAUGGAAUCAUCGUCUUAUUUUAAACACUCAGCGGAGCUUACUGCCCAGGCUGAGAGCAAGUUCAUGGUAUUGAUGGAAGUGAUGGCUACCGCUUCUAAGGAGGCUUCCUCACUCAAGGCCAUUUGGGAAAGUAUGAAACAUGAACGAGAGUUGUUGCUCGAGAAGCACGAGGCGUUGGUUUCUCAGACUACUGAUCUGACUGCUGAGCUGAGAACUCGUGAGGAUGAGAGAUCACGCUCAAACACCGACGUGGUUGACUGGAAGCGGAAGGUUGAGAAGCUCUUGAUUGACCUUGCCACAUCCCAUGAGAGUACGGCUGCCGAGAAGAAACACGUUCAGGAGCGUGAGAAAGACCUCGAAAAAAUCCGCGUUGAACUUCGCGAAGCUCGAGAUAUCGCAUUUCGUAAGGACACUCAGAAUGAGCGUGAACUUGAAACACUUCGGGGCAAGCUGAAGCAUGCCGAACAUGAACGUGAUACGAUUACACAGACUUCUGAGAAGCAACAUCGGGAUCUGAACAGAGCUAUUCGAGAACGAUCUGAAGAGACGAACAAGCUCAAUGAAGUCACAGCCAGCUACGAAGCAACCCAGAAGGAUGUCCACUCCUUGACUAGCCAUCUAAAGACCGUCGAAGCAGAAUGUGCAGCCUCGAACCAAACUGCUGCUCGCUUGCAUGAGGAGCUCAAGCGAGCUAAGCAGAAGAGCGCCGAUGACGCACGUGAGGUUAUCGAGAUUACCGAAAAAUAUCAGAAAGUUGUACGUGAAGCUACAAGAGUGAAAGAGACCUUAGGAGUCAUCGAGCUUGAACGAGACGAACACCUACGCAGCGUCGAGACUCUCCGACGCCAGUUGAAUGCCCAGAAGCUCGACCACGAUGAAUUGACCACCCGUUUCACUAGCCUCUCGCGAGAUUAUGAGGUCAACAAACGCGACAUCAUCGCUGCGCAGGAUAACUUGAAAACAUCCGAGUUAUCUCGCGAUAAACACAUCAAAACUUUGGAGCGCACUCGCGAGUCUUUACAAAGUGUCACCCACCAGCGUGAUGAACUCGCUGAUGAGCAUAACACGGUAAUCAAACGCCUAGAAGAGCAGAAGCACCACUCUAGCCGAGCUAGUGAGGGCCUAACAAAGGCAGAGGAUAAGAUAUCCGAGCUUAAGGUUGAGAUUAGUGCCGUGAAUGAAAAAUUCGUUCACCUCCAACACGAACGCGAUGACGCAUAUAGCAAGAGCAAGCAUCACUUGACAGAAAUUAGUCAGCUGCGUGAGCGUAUCGCCAGCCUCGAGCACCAGAAACGAGAUGCUAUUGAGUCUCGCACAAGCAUCAGUGCUGAGCUCGAAAAGCUACGUACUGAAUACAGUCAGAUUACGGAGACCAUCACCUCCUUCCAUGACGACUCUGAUGAUAUGGAGCUGGAGAUCCAGAACCUCAGAGCGCUCGCUCAUGAGGCUCAAGAAGAGCGUGAACGAGCCGUCAGUGCCCGUGAAUCAGCGGAUCGAGAGCGAGACACUUACAUUUCGAGCGAUCUCUCCAUGAGCUCAAUCAGGCAACCAUCUGGACUGAUUGCCAAUAAAGGCAUAGAGCUUCUUACUGCAGGCACUCCAAAUGGAUUCAAAAUUUCCAUCUUGCUCGAGGAGCUGAGGGAAGCCUAUGGCAGGGAAUAUCAGUGUCAGAACAUCGACAUAUUUCGGAACAACGAUCACAAGGAGGCUUGGUUUAUCGAGUACGGUCCGAAUGGACGCAUUCCAGUCAUCAUCGACCAUGACAAAGGCGGCUUUGCUGUCAUGGAGACUUUGGCCAUCAUGAAUUACCUCACUUGUCACUACGAUCCAGAGCACAAGUUCUCCUUCGAAGAUUCGCUGGAUACUUCCACCGCAGAGCAAUGGUUAGCAUGGCAACAUGCCGGUCUUGGACCAAUGCAAUCCCAGGCCAACUUCUACUAUAGAUUUUGUCCAGAAAGGCACCUUUUUUCCACCCAGCGCUUCUUUGGAGAAACCGAACGACUCUUUGGUGUCCUCGAUGCUCGUCUUUCACAGCGUGACUACCUUGCUGGAUCCGGGCGUGGACGAUAUAGUAUAGCUGAUAUAGCUUGCUGGCCAUUCAUUGAUUCAUGUUUUGUCACUGGCAUUGAUGUACAAAAAUUCCAGAAUGUACAUGCGUGGUGGGAGCGAAUAGAAGAUCGACCAGCAGUGAAAAGAGGGAUGAAAAUCCCGAGCGGACAGGAAUUCCCUUACGGCAUCAAAGCGAUCAGGAAAUAUGCUGGCGUUGACGCAGAAGCUCUGAAGCAGAACGAAACGUCCUUGAAGCAGGCUCUAGCAGAAGCACAGGAGAAGUACAAUUAUGUUUAUCGAAGUCCUUAG